Molecule: messenger RNA, 2575 nt
Organism: Sebastes umbrosus (honeycomb rockfish)
Lineage: Eukaryota; Metazoa; Chordata; Actinopteri; Perciformes; Sebastidae
Product: thrombomodulin
Exons: 1
Coding region: 645-1766 (373 amino acids)
Biological process (GO): cell migration
Cellular component (GO): extracellular matrix; membrane; external side of plasma membrane
Molecular function (GO): transmembrane signaling receptor activity; extracellular matrix binding; extracellular matrix protein binding
Source: RefSeq, a predicted model, not a curated record
AUAAAGACAGUGCCUCAUUUGCAUAGUUAAACAUAACAUUUCAGAAAACUUGUAAUGCAAAAAAUACUUGUGUUAAUGUAAGUAAUCAAUUGGGGAAGUUUCAUGGUGAUCUAUUCAUGGUGUUCUUUUCAACCUGUGAUUAACUCCAGGCCCAACAACAUUGUUGUCUUUACCACAUCAUUCAGAUGACAUAAAAAAAAUUAUACAGUACGUUCACCUUUAAAUACCACAUGGCAGAGAUGGAAUCAGUAUUCAGAUAGUUUACUUAAACCUGUAAUAACUGACUUUACUUGCUGAAUGGAGUUUGCACAUCUGAUGCUGGUGUAAAUAUAAUGUAAUGAUAAACACAUGUACGUCAGAGUAUCAAAUGAAUAUACUGUAUAUUAUGUGAUGAUAACAAAAACAAAAUAAAUAGUUUGUUCUGAAAUAUGAAUAGGUUUUGUUCCUGUAUUUGCAUAUGAUGAUCCUUGCUUUCACCAACAUAGGAAAAGGGCCAGUAGUCUAACUUUAUCUCAUUUCCUUCCUGUCGUUAACUCAGUCAUUGUCCUUAUGGGGUGUUGCUUCCGGAGUUCGGUAGCCCCAGGCUCUAAGUCCUCCAUAACUUUAGUCAGCCAACAUUAUCAGAUGAUCUCCUGCACGACAUCAUGGCCUGCUUGCAACUAACUGUGCUUGUGCCAGCGAAGGUAAUAACUAUUUUGAUGUCAGUGAUGUUUUUCUCGUUUAUUAAGACAGGAUUUGGCAUGAAACAGACUGAUGUCUGUAGGCCAUUUUGUACUGGGAGUGACUGCAUAACUUUAAACCAAGAUCGCGUGGAUUUCCAAACUGCUGAGGAAGCAUGCCGUGACAGGAGCGGGGAACUAUUGACAUUUCAGUCUGAGACAGAUGAGAGCAACCUUGACAUUUUGAGUCAAGAAUUAUAUGGGAACUUCUGGAUUGGACUGCAUUUACCAGCUGCCGCUUGCAGCGACCUCUCAGCGCCACUGAGAGGCUAUGAGUGGACGUCUGGUAGUGUGCACAGCAGCUUUAUUCCAUCCUUCAGCACCUGGAAAGACAGUGUUAAAGUGUGCUCUCCACGCUGUGUAUCCAUUUCAAACAACCAGAAGUGGACAGAGAGGCCGUGCUCGGACAAAACCGACGGGUUUCUGUGCAAAACAAAGCACAAAGAUGCAUGCCAGGCACGGGGAUUAUCAAAUCCAGAUGUUAUCCCAAGCUCUGACGGCUGUUCAGGUGGUCAUUGUGAGCAUACAUGCACAGAUGCAAAAGGAGGUUACAUAUGCUCUUGUUUCAGAGGUUAUAUCCCAGACAGAAAGAACCCCGGGCGGUGCAAAUUGCACUGUGCACAAGAGAAAUGCCCCGCGGUAUGUGAGAGAAACGCCGACCCAUGCUUCUGUGCUGACGGCUUUCUAUUGAUUGAAACAUUUUGCGAGGACAUCGAUGAAUGUUCCAACGAUGGAUGCGAUCAAGACUGCAGCAACACUUUUGGAAGUUAUGUGUGCUCCUGCCGAGAAGGAUUUGUACUGAAAGAUGAAGUGAAAUGCAUCAAAGCGAAGGGCGGUGUCAUAGGUUUUGUAAAACCAGCCCCCAGUAAUCACACACUGAAGGGUUCUUCUGCGCCUGCUGGUGGUUUUCUCUGGAUAUGGAUUUUACUUGUCGUGGCUGUGGCAGUGUUUGUAAUUAUGUUAAGGUUUUAUGUUGUUAAGCGUCAGAAGCACAGAGAACAAAACUCCAGUCAGUCUGCUGCUCCUGUGGACAAUAUUGAGGGUUAAUCCAGUCCAAACAAUGAUGAUCACCAACUCCACCAACUAGAGUUUGUGAGUCUCCAUUAUCAUUUAUCAGGUGGCUGCAGUGGGUAACUUCUCAGGAUAAACUCUUUUUAGUAACUGAUUUUUGAAUCUAGGUGAUGCAUUAUAAAAUAUAACUAAUAUGCAUUAAUAUGAAUACAUUUUAAAUGAAGCGGCAGGGCUAUUAAUACACUUUCAGAAGUGGCUGGACUGGUCCACUCAGUUUCUCAUAUACAUAAUUAAAAGCAAAAGGAAAACACCUCAUUAAGUCAUUUCAAAUUUUGUCUCGAAUAAAGCACAUACUUGUGUAUAAAUAUACAAGCUGUAUUAUGCAAUUGCAGCAUUAACAUAUCAAACAUGUUUUCAUGUUUCAGUUGAUAUACUGUUUGGUUGUUGGAAAAUCUUGACUGUUGUCAUUUUAUGAGUUCAACAUACAUGUUUCAUAAACAAAAUGCUAAUCUGCAAAGCAGUUAUUGAGUGAAGCUGUCAGAUAAACAGUCAGCAACAGUAGAGCAAAAAGUAAAAAUGGAGUUGAGCGGAGAAAAGUCUCACAAAAAUGGAAAUCCUCAGGGAGAGUUCUCCUUAAAAUGUAAAACUAAAUGUGUUCUUUUCAACACUGACUUUUUCUUUGAACAUGUGUAAUAUGUGAGCAUUUAACUGUUUGUAAAAUAUGAGUUUUGAAGUACAUAUGAAGUGGUCUAUAAUAUGGGACACUGUGGGUGAUUUGAAGUGUCAUUUUGUGUUGAUUUUAUGUAUCAUGACAUGAAAUUAAAAUCUGAAUUCAUUCAUAACAA